AUGCCUCCCAAGUACAUGUCUGGAUAUCAAAAGAAGAAAAGAAAGCUGAGAAUAAAAUCAUUAAUUCAAAGUCAAGCUGGAGAUAUCAAUAAGUACUUUACUCCCAAUCUUGUAGAGAGUAAAAAUGUGGCUGAAAAUUUGCUGAAUAACGAAGAGGAUAUGGGAUUAAAUGAUGAUGAUAAAAUGCUUGAACCUAUCAAUAUGGAUGAAAUGGGUAACAAUAAUAAUGAAGAAGUUCUUGAACCUCUCAUUGUAGAUGAAUCCAAUUUUUUUAAGAAAGAUGGUGAACUAGUUCAACAUGAAACUUUAAGUCAAGAGACUUGUUAUGAUGAUCCAGGAAAGUGGGCCCAUGAAGCGAGUAAGGAGCAUAUGGAGUGUAUGACUGAUUGGCUUGAAUUAGAAAGAAGGUUGCAAAAGAAUCAGACAAUUGAUCCAAGAGCACAGGUACAAUUAAACAAAGAAAAAGAACACUGGAAACAUGUGUUACAUAGGAUAAUUGCUAUUGUGCAAAGACUAGCCAAAAAUAACUUGGCCUUUAGAGGAAGUUGUGAGAAGCUUUAUGUUGAAAACAAUGGUCUCUUUCUGCAAAUGGUUGAAAUGAUUGCUAAGUUUGAUCCAAUAAUGAAUGAGCACCUUUGGCGUAUUAAAGACCAUGAAACUUAUACUACGUAUCUUGGUAGCAGAAUUCAAAAUGAAUUGAUACAAAUGUUGGCAGGUGAGGAAAGUCAUGUUGAGAGCGUGAAACUUAUAAAAGAACAAACUGCACAAAUUAGAGAUGUUUUACUUGACUUGACAAAUGAUACAGAAGAUCCCAAAACAAAAAGUGAAGCAGAGUCCUUAGCAUUAUAUGAACUUGAGAAGUUUGAAUUCUUACUUGGUGUGGUAAUUUGGUAUAAGUUGUUAUUCGCAAUUAACACUGCGAGUAAAUUACUUCAAUCCGAAAAUAUGGAUAUUGAUGUUGCUAUCAAACUGUUACAAGGAAUUAUUAUAUUUCUCGAAGAGUAUAGAGAAUCUGGUUUUGAUAAGGCAAUGGUUAAAGCUAAAGAAAUGGCAAGUGAAAUGGGCAUUGAAGCAGUAUUUCGAGAAAAGCAAGUUGUUCGUAGAAAAAAACAAUUUGAUGAAAGUAGUAGUACAGAAAUAGCAUUGUCAGCAGAGGAGUCCUUUAGAGUUAACUACUUUCUCUUUAUAGUUGAUCAAGCUCAUUCAUCUAUAGAGUCUCGAUUUGCACAGUUUAAAAAAUAUCAAGAAAUAUUUGGUUUUCUAUUCAAUGUGGAGAGGUUACAAUGUUCUGAUGAUGAAAGCUUAUUGAGGUCUUGCAGGAAUCUUGAAAGUUCUCUUGCACAUAAUGGUUGUUCUGACGUUAAUGGAGAUGAUUUGUUUUCAGAGUUAACAUUUUUAAAGUGCUCUUUACCAAAGGAAUCAAAAUCAGCUAUUGAUGUACUGGAUUAUUUGAAAAAGAUGGAUGGUUGUUUUCCAAAUGCUCAUGUUGCUUACAAAAUCUUGUUGACAAUACCAGUUACAGUAGCAACUGCAGAAAGAAGUUUCUCAAAGUUGAAGCUCAUCAAAACUUUUUUUCGAUCGACCAUGUCACAAGAAAGAUUGAAUGGGCUAGCUAUGUUAUCAAUUGAAAAAGAAAUUAUUGAACAACUUGAUUAUACAGACUUGAUUAAUAUUUUUGCUGCCAAAACUGUAAGACGAGUUGUCUUUAACUGA
Zingiber officinale is the source of this 1713-nucleotide messenger RNA. RefSeq lists its product as uncharacterized. The transcript is spliced from 3 exons. NCBI's taxonomy places the organism in Eukaryota, Viridiplantae, Streptophyta, Magnoliopsida, Zingiberales, Zingiberaceae. Gene Ontology annotation, molecular function: protein dimerization activity. The record is from RefSeq and is a predicted model, not a curated record. The coding region runs from base 1 to 1713 and encodes 570 amino acids.